Molecule: messenger RNA, 945 nt
Organism: Saxophila tyrrhenica
Lineage: Eukaryota; Fungi; Ascomycota; Dothideomycetes; Mycosphaerellales; Extremaceae
Gene: SOU1
Product: Sorbose reductase sou1
Exons: 2
Coding region: 1-945 (314 amino acids)
Cellular component (GO): intracellular anatomical structure
Molecular function (GO): oxidoreductase activity, acting on NAD(P)H, oxygen as acceptor
Source: RefSeq, a predicted model, not a curated record
AUGGUCCGCAAGCCCGCCACAGCCCCGGUCGUAGCACCAACAGUCAUGAAGGACCACCAAUCCCCCGAAGACAGCUCAAUGAAAAACGGCCUCUUCCGCGAAUACAACACCAAAGCUCCAAAAGAAACUUCGAUCGUCCCUCUUUUCAGCCUCAAAGGCAAGACCGCCGUCGUCUCCGGGUCAGACCGAGGAAUCGGACUAGCAGUCGCCCAAGCACUCGCUGAGGCCGGAGCAAAUGUGGCGAUCUGGUACCAUUCUAACAAGAAAGCGUAUGACCGAGCGAAGGAGAUCGAGGAGGAUUAUGGAGUCAAGUGUAAAGCCUACCAAGUCGACAUCACGUCCUACGACUCCAUCUCCUCCGUCCUCAACUCCAGCAUCAACGACCUAGGUGGACGCCUGGACGUCUUCGUCGCCAAUGCCGGGAUCCCCUGGACGCAAGGCCGGAUGAUCGAUGGCGAGCUCUCGCAUUACCACGCGGUGGUAUCGACGGAUCUGGACAGUGUGUUUUACUCCGCCAAAGCCGCCGGCGAAGUGUUCAGAAAACAGUACGAGACGGGCUGUGAUGCGAAUGGAAGCAAGUUGGAGGGUUGGAGAGGAGGCAGUUUCGUCGCCACCGCCUCCAUGAGCGGGCACAUCGCUAAUAUCCCGCAACUCCAAUCCGCCUACAACGCCGCCAAAGCAGGAGUCAUCCACCUCUGCCGCAGCCUAGCAGUUGAAUGGGUCAAAUUCGCGCGCGUCAACAGCGUCUCGCCCGGCUACGUGGCGACGGAAAUCUCAGACUUUGUGCCCCCGGAGACGAAGGCGAUUUGGAGGAGUAAGAUUCCGAUGGGGAGGGAGUGUGAGGUGCAUGAGCUGAAGGGGGCGUAUUUGUAUCUGGCGAGCGAUGCGAGUAGUUAUACGACUGGGACUGAUAUAGUGGUGGAUGGUGGGUAUGUUGUUGUCUGA